This is a messenger RNA of Limanda limanda (common dab), 2254 nucleotides long. RefSeq names its product solute carrier family 25 member 17 (gene slc25a17). The transcript is spliced from 9 exons. Gene Ontology annotation, molecular function: AMP transmembrane transporter activity; ADP transmembrane transporter activity; FAD transmembrane transporter activity. The coding region runs from base 75 to 1019 and encodes 314 amino acids. Gene Ontology annotation, biological process: transmembrane transport. Gene Ontology annotation, cellular component: peroxisomal membrane. NCBI's taxonomy places the organism in Eukaryota, Metazoa, Chordata, Actinopteri, Pleuronectiformes, Pleuronectidae. The record is from RefSeq and is a predicted model, not a curated record.
AGUGAGGAGAGCAGGAGUGAGACAGAGUCAAGAGUCAGGGAAACAGUUUAAAGACUAAAAUCAAACUAACCCAGAUGAACAUGGCUGCUGAGGUCUUCUCCUACGAGAGUCUGGUUCACGCUGUGUCUGGAGCUGUGGGAAGCGUGACUGCAAUGACCGUAUUCUUCCCUCUUGACACGGCCAGACUGCGGCUGCAAGUGGAUGAAAACAGAAAGGCCAAAUCAACUCCAGCCAUUCUGGCAGAAAUUGUCAAAGAAGAAGGACUUCUGGCUCCUUACAGAGGCUGGUUCCCCGUCAUCUGCAGCCUGUGCUGCUCCAAUUUUGUCUACUUCUACUGCUUUCACAGCCUGAAGGCCAGAUUACUGAAGGGAAAACCGUCAGCACCCAGUACUGACUUAAUCGUAGGAAUCACUGCAGGUAUUGUAAAUGUUCUCGUCACCACGCCACUGUGGGUGGUCAACACCAGACUGAAGCUUCAGGGUUCCAAGUUUCGUAAUGAAGACAUCCGGACCACCAACUACGCCAGCAUUCUGGAUGCGUUUGCGCAGAUUGUCCGCCAGGAGGGCGUGGGAGCUUUGUGGAACGGGACCUUCCCAUCCCUGCUGCUGGUGCUGAACCCUGCCAUCCAGUUCAUGAUCUAUGAGGGGCUGAAGAGGCAUCUGAAGAAGGGAGUUCCCAGGGAGCUGUCGUCCAUUGAAGUCUUCCUCAUCGGCGCCUUGGCCAAAGCUGUGGCCACCACUGCUACAUACCCACUGCAGACUAUACAGUCCAUCCUCAGGUUUGGACAAUACAGCAGGUCAACAGACGAGUCAAAAAUCCUGUCCAGUCUACGGUCUAUCAAGCUUCUACUGCUCAAUAGAGUCAGGAAGUACGGCAUGUUGGGUCUGUUUAAAGGCCUGGAGGCCAAGCUGCUGCAGACGGUGCUGACCGCUGCCCUCAUGUUCCUUCUGUAUGAGAAGAUCACCAGCUGCACCUUCAGCGCCAUGGGACUGAGCCACAACAACCACAAGAGACGCUAGCACGACGCUUCACAGCCGCUAAUACUCGACUGCGUUCGAGCAUUGUAUAAAUGUAUGAAUCACUACUUAUAGACCCCGUGAUGGUCAAGGAAAUCUGUCACAUGACACUGGAAAAACUACGGUGAUUAUCAGUCAUGAUCAGAUAAGAAGUGCUGUCCAUCGUGUAGAUGGGGCUUCACACACAGUUUGUUAGAUGUGUGUACAGGAAGGUGAAGGGCUUCUUCAAUGUUCCAGUAUUCUAAUGCAUUUUCCUGGGAACUGGAUCUUUUCUCAAACACAUCUGCUCAAGUUUGACUAAAUCUGUCAAAUUAUCAGUUGGCGUUUGGAUCCUGCUGAACUGGCCUGUGGUCAUUUAUAGACUAAUUCAAUUCCACUGUCACUGAAUGUAACAUGAGAACCUACGGGUUUGUCUCACUUGACAUUUUACAGUAUUCUUCAUUCUUUAGUUCUCUGUGUUCAUGUGGUGCAGUCAGAUGUUUUACCACCACAAGUUUUUAUUUUUGAGUUGUUUUUAUUCCUGUCAGUCCAGAUUGUGAGUGAAGGCCGGCGCAUGCUUCUGCGUCGUCAGGGGCCCGCAGGCACGCAGCUGUAACGCAGGACUCGUUCUCAUUCAUGGUUCUCCAACCGUUGCGCGUGUUGCCAUGCAAUUCCCCGCCAGAACACUAGGCGCAGUAAUGUUUUUUGUCGAAGUCGGCUCUUCUUCGUGUGUUGCACGAAGAAGAGCGAUUUAUUUACAUCGCCACGGCGGCUCCUCAGAGCCUUUUACUGGCGGAAAAAUCCGCCGGUUAGUGACGGGUUAUACUAGUGGACAUAGUGUCGGAUCUCUUCUGCCAAGUGCUCUUCUAUCUGGUCCAUAUUCGUUCUUCUAAAUCCUCCGUGGUUUCCGGGCAUGAACCGGAAAUGCGACUCCGGAAAUGAUGUAGUCAGCAGACCAAUCACAGCCCUCGCGGCCGGGUGACGCUUGCGGGGCUUUGCCGUCUAGUUAGAAAAAUUGGCCGACGCACGUAAGGACGUAGGAAGGGCCGUGAGGGGCCCGGAAGGGCUCCUGCGUCUCCGUUCCCGUGAAAACGCAGAAGCAUGCGCCGGCCUUAAGUGUGUGUGAACACAGACACAACCGUGUCACUUGUUUUGAACCAAUGUAAAGAGUGUUGAUGAUUGUUGGAAGAGCUACAGUAUAUACAUUACAUCAAAUGUGUUAUUGUAUCACUACAUUAAAAUACAGCAUCAGUCUCCUC